AUGGGAUCAUGCAUUUACUACAAAUUUAAAUCAUACAAAGACUUCUCGACAGUUGUAUUUGAGGGGACAGGGCUGCCACUAUGGGAGCUGAAGUAUGAGAUUGUUUCACAACGAAAAAUGAAUGCAAAAGACUUUGACCUGUUGUUCUUUGAUGAAGAAACAAAUGAACAAUUGGUUGAUGAGUAUGCCCAGAUAUCCAGAAACAGCUAUAUAAUUGUUCAAAGAAUCCCCUCAUGGAUGUCAAAGACUGGAUUUACACUUAGAGAAAGAAGGGCUGAGCCAUCAGCCUCGUCCAUCAAAAGAAUGGUCAGAGAGCCACCAGAAAACUAUGUGUGCUUUCGAUGCGGAAACAAGGGCCAUUUUAUACAGCACUGCCCCACAAAUAACGACAGAAACUUUGACAUCCUGAGAAUCAGAAAGCCUUCAGGCAUCCCAAAGGAUUUUUUAGUGAAGGUAACUGGGAGCAUGGAGGGAAGCUCGGCAAGGCUUGUCACGCCAGAGGGAUUCGUAGUAGUAAAUCCGCAGGUGCAGGAGUGGCAGAGACAGGGCGAGCAAUACCUGGGGCUUAAGGAGAUACCUGACUCGUUAAGAUGUUCUGUGUGUGGUGGGCUGUUUAGAGAUCCUGUUUCAACAAACUGUGGCCAUGUUUACUGUGACAACUGCGUACUUAUUGAUGACAAAUGUGGUAAAUGUGGGAAGAUUAUCAACAGAAUUGAUUUUGAUGAGGAGAUUGCUAAUAAAGUCAGUGCAUUUCUAAAAGAACGGGCAGGAAAUGCAUGA
Vittaforma corneae ATCC 50505 is the source of this 780-nucleotide messenger RNA. RefSeq lists its product as uncharacterized. The transcript has a single exon. Bases 1 to 780 code for a protein of 259 amino acids. Gene Ontology annotation, biological process: protein ubiquitination; ubiquitin-dependent protein catabolic process; mRNA processing. Gene Ontology annotation, cellular component: nucleus. Lineage: Eukaryota; Fungi; Microsporidia; Nosematidae. The record is from RefSeq and is a predicted model, not a curated record. Gene Ontology annotation, molecular function: zinc ion binding; ubiquitin protein ligase activity; nucleic acid binding.